Salvelinus fontinalis (brook trout) is the source of this 5724-nucleotide messenger RNA. RefSeq names its product formin 2a (gene fmn2a). Gene Ontology annotation, cellular component: actin filament; nucleus; cytoplasm. Lineage: Eukaryota; Metazoa; Chordata; Actinopteri; Salmoniformes; Salmonidae. Gene Ontology annotation, biological process: actin nucleation; intracellular transport. The record is from RefSeq and is a predicted model, not a curated record. The transcript has 18 exons. Bases 276 to 4643 code for a protein of 1455 amino acids. Gene Ontology annotation, molecular function: microtubule binding.
GUAACAGCAGGAUGUUGUUGUGUGUUGUGAAGGAGGAGCAGAGCGAGGGUGAGUAUGACCAGGAUCAGGACAUGUGAUGAUAAGUACCACUUCUUCAUGUGACCGAGGAAGAGGAGCAGCCCAGUGGAGAUUACAAACACUUGAUUGUGUUCCACUCAAUACUGGAGAAAAAACGCUCAGGAAAGGACUUUCUCUUCUCUCCUGUGGGUGUAGAGUGACUGCUAUUAUAUAUAUUGAACUGAAGACUGUCCAGCUUGUACCCUCCUGCAGUCAGGAUGCAGACCAUUCAGACUGUAGAGACCCAGGUUCCUUUCCUGAAGGAGAGCUUCUUCAUCACAGCGUUUAGAGACAGGAGGAAGAGUAGUGUGACUAACCUGCUCCGCAGACAGCAACAACAACAACAUCAUACUCACCAGCCGCUUCCGCCUUCUCUGGACGGGGAGGAGCCUCGCAUUGAGCAUGCGCGACUGGGUCGCUCAUCCAGCAGCCCGUUAUGCAACAAAGCAGAGCAAGCAGAUAGGAGCAGGGAGGGGGAGGGAGACAGUGAGUCUGUCAGCCUCCUCUCAGCAGCAGCAUCCUCACAGCUGCUCCUGACACCGACGAGCAGGCAGGGAUUAGUGCUGAGCUCCCGGAGAACCAGUUCAGCAACCCAUGAGAAACAGCCCCAGCAGCAUGGCCUGAUCGCCAAGGGGGUCCGCCUGUUUAGGAACAUGGGGAACCAGGAGGCCAAGCAGAGGAAGGUGGUAGGGGGAGACGCCCCCUGUGAUGGGGGAGCCGAGGACAGGGAACUGGAGUGCUCCAAUAAAGGCAAGAAAUCCAAAGAGGGAGAUGCCGGCAAGAAGAAAUCCAAAUCGGAAUCCAAAAGCUCUGUGUUUUCCAGUAUGCGGCUCAGGAAGAGUCUGUCGAAGGCAAAGGGGUUGUCCAAGGAGGAUAUCCUGGACAGCAAGGGGUCCCAGCUGGAGGAGACUGGUGGGGUCAACAGCAGCCUCUCAGCAGACGAGCUGGGAAUGAUGUCAGAUGGUGAGCCAGAGCAAGGCCACUUGACAACAUCGGGGCCUGAGGACGAGGGCCAGAGGAUUAGUUCAGGAUCAGACGGGGACCUCUACAGCUUCCACUCUGCUGCGGCUGAUCAUGAAGACCUGCUGUCGGACAUCCAGCAGGCUAUUAGGGAGCAGCAUGGGACCUCUGACGGGGUCCUGGAUAAGGUCACUGUCCCUUUGGCUGAGAGGGUCACCUCCCCCACCUCCGGUGGUGAUGUUAAACCCCUAGCCCCUGACCCCACUGACCCACAGGAGGUAGGCUCCACUCAUGGGCCAGACCUGGACAAGGGACAGGUGGAUGAGACACCUGUUGUUACUGAUACUGUAGGACCAGACCAAAGUGCUGAGCUUGGACAGUCAGAGGCAGAGGGAGGUGUGGCAUCUGGGGAUGAGUCAGAUUUAGGUUCACCAAGUGACAGUGGCCCCUCCUCGGCUGCCUUCGACACCGAGAGGAGCAGUGGAAGCCCCCUGCCCAAAACCACCAGCACCUACAGCUUCCCAGACACCACCGCCACCACCACAUCCUAUGAAAGCGCCGAGGAGCCCCAGGACGACCUGGAGAGUCCGGUGGUGACCUCCCAGCUGACUCAGAGCCAGAGCUUUGAUGAGGGGGGUAGCACCAUCGAGGGGGUCAAGUGCAUCAGGUUGGGAACGACCUCAGGGUCACCCAGAAGUGUCAGUAACAUGGACCUGACUGUGGAGAGGGAGGAGGGGGACAGGGGGAAAGACUUCUGGUCUAUGACCAGGAGGAAGAGUAGCUAUUCUGUCUCUCUGCUGACGGCUGACAGUUUCAAAAGAGCCCUUUCCAGAAGGACGUCCUCCACUACCUCCACUGUCAAGCCCUAUCCUCCCAUCCACCCUUCCUAUGUGAAGACCACCACCAGGCAGUUGACAUCCCCCAUAGGCUCCCCCAGCCAGAGCCCCCUUAUCCCCCGUAGGAUGGGGCCAGGCUCUGGGGCAGGGUAUGGGGGCCACAAGGCCCAGGUGUGGAGGACCACCAGGCAAAGGUCCUGCAGUAUCGCCGGGCCUCUCAGUCAUUCUGCAGACUGGACCAAGGAUCUGGAAGGCCUCAGAGCUAGGCAUGAGGAUGUCGCUGACCUCCAGGAGCAUGGGGGGUCAGAGAGAGGCAUCUCAGGGGCUACUCUGACUCUUGGCACCAGACGACGCCUCUCAGGUGUCCAGAACGCCACCACAGGGCCAUAUCAAGAUGUCUUCUCUGGACACACCCUUUUGGAGCGUCUAUGUCUGCAGCAGCAGGGGAAGGGAGUGACAGAGGAGGAGGCGGAGAGGUUGUGUUGUCGUAUGUUGGGUCUGGGGCUCCUGCAGCCCCUCAGUGACUGUUUCAGAGAGCAGCAUGAAGACAUUGUCACUCCAGCCACAAUCACCUUUAAUGAGGACCAGCUGUAUACGUGGGCCACCUUCGGCCUGCCCUCCCACCUCUGGGAACCCCAUGAAGGUCGUACCCCAGGCCGCAUCCAGGCACUGUGGCCCCCUCCACAACCAGCUCAGAUUUCGUCAAAGUCCGGGAAUCUGUCACAAGAGGACAAUGGCAGUGAUAUUACAGGGCUGGAGCAGACCAUUAAUGACUUGAGGAUAAAGAUUGCAGCACUGGAAAUCCAGCAUGCAUCUCUGGAGAUGGAGAUCGACUCUAAGAAGAGUGGGGAUGGAGACAAUACUGUGGCCUUGGGGGGUAUCAGCCUCGCGGGAAAGAAGAGGAUCGAGGUUUCCGUACAGACAUCCCCUUUGGAGGAGGCCUUUAGAUUUGAAGUGCCUUUCAAGGGAGGGUCAAUCUCCUCCUCAGCCUCUGUCCCAGCGAUCUCCUCCUCCUCCCUCCCCAAACCUGAGUUUGUCUGUAAAUGCCAACAGCAGCAGCAGAGUGGUACCCAGCCCCCACCACCUCCCACCCCAGGUAUACCCCCUCCUCCUCCUCCCCCUCCUCCUCUACCUCAGCUCUCUGGAGGGCCCCCACCACCUCCACCCCCACCCCUUCUCCCUGGUGUGGCUGGUCCUCCUCCUCCACCCCCUCCUCCUCCUUUACCAGGUAUGGGCGGAUCCUGUCCCCCACCUCCACCCCCUCCCCUGCCAGGCUUUGGACCUCCACCUCCACCCCCUCCCCUGCCAGGCUUUGGACCUCCACCUCCACCCCCACCACCAGGUAUUGGCCCCCCUCCUCCGCCCCCACCCCCCGGCAGUGGACCUCCACCUCCCCCAGGCUUUGGCCCUCCUCCCCCUCCUGGUUUAUUCAUGGCCACCAUGGCCCAGGAGGCUGGCCCUCAGAAGGCACCCAUUGAGCCCCCCAAGCCCAUGAAGCCUCUCUACUGGACCAGGAUCCAGCUGCAUGCUAAAAAGGAUGCGAGUGGUUCUCUGGUUUGGGAGAAGAUCGAGGAACCGUCAGUGGAUUUUGAUGAGUUUGUCAAGUUGUUUUCCAAAAGUGCUGUGAAGGAGAAAAAAAAGCCAAUAUCAGACACCAUCACCAAGUCCAAGGCCAAACAGGUGGUGAAGCUUUUGAACACCAAGCGAUCUCAGAAUGUGGGGAUCCUCAUGUCCAGCAUCCACUUGGACAUGAAGGACAUUCAGAAUGCCAUUCUGAACAUGGACAACACUGUGGUGGACCUUGAGACCUUGCAAUCCCUGUAUGACAACAGAGCCCAGCAAGAUGAGAUGGAGAAGAUUGAGAAGCACAUCAAGUCAUCCAAAGAUAAAGACGACUCGAAGCCAUUGGACAAGCCUGAACAGUUUCUCUUCCAGCUGUCCCAAAUCCCAAAUUUCUCAGGAAGGGUGUUUUGCAUCCUCUUCCAAUCAACCUUUGAUGAAUGUAUCUCCUCCAUCCUCCGGAAAGUUGAAAUCCUUCAGAGAGUGUGUACGACUCUGCAGAGAGGUCAGUGUGUGAUGCAGGUGCUAGGUCUCGUCUUAGCUUUUGGGAACUUCAUGAACGGAGGGAACCGAUCGCGCGGGCAGGCUGACGGCUUCACUCUGGACAUCCUGCCCAAACUCAAGGACGUCAAGAGCAGUGUGAGUGAUAACUCUCAGAGUCUUUUGUCAUUCAUCGUUGCUUACUAUCUAAGGCACUUUGAUGAGGACGCAGGUAGAGAGACCUGUGUCUACCCUCUCCCCGAACCCCAGGAUCUCUUCCAGGCCUCUCAGAUGAAGUUUGAGGACUUUCAGAGAGAUCUACGCAAGCUAAGGAAAGACCUCAAAGCAUGCUCGGCCGAGACAGAGAAGGUCUGUCAGGUCUCUUCUGAAGAGCACCUGCAACCCUUUAAAGAGAAGAUGGAGGGGUUUCUGAGCCAAGCAAAAACUGAUCUGGAGGCACAAGAAACACAACUAGAGAACACUCAUAAGAUUUUUUUGGAGCUGAGUGUGUUCUUUUCAGUCAAGGCCAAGGCGGGCGAGAAGGAAGUCUCUCCCAACACACUGUUUUCUGUGUGGCAUGAGUUCUCCACUGAUUUCAAAGAUCUUUGGAAGAAGGAAAACAAACUGAGGUUACAGGAGCGACUGAAAACGGCCGAGGAGGUUUUCAAACAAGCCAGAGAGAAGGUCUCGUACAGCGUCAAACCCAAACAGUCCUCUGGAAUAAAAGCCAAACUCGGUCAGAAGAUCUGAGCCAAUGGACUGGAGAAGUCUUACCCAGGAAAAGUUUGCACAAGUGAGAUCAACACAAUCUGAUAUGUCUUUUUAGUCAUUGUAUUUAAAAAUAUGUUAUGUUCUUUUCUUUUUUUAAUAGUUUAUUUCUGUCAUCCAACUGGUUAUACAUGUAAGUAUGCCCAACAGGUUGUUACCUUGUUGGAAAGUUUGAUAUUAACACGGUACCAUGCUUUGGCGCAAUCUGUCAAUGAGAGAUUUCUCCCAAGUCCAAAGAAAGUAUUGUGCUGUCCAAUGUAAGUAUUGUAGAAUUAAUCAAACAGUUAAUUAUUUUUGGACAGAUGCCAUUUUAAUGAGAACUGCAUCGUUUUACAGUGCGACACACAUGUUCUGGUAUCCAGCCUAUCCCCUGUAGCAUUUGAUAGAAGACACCAGUUAAUACAAUCAUGUUUCAAUAAGCCAUUUCUAUCCAUCCCUGCACUGCCUUCCAGUAUAAAAAGGAGUACAAGAGUGAGCUUGUAUAUAUAUUUGCUUACCAGACAGCAAGUCAAGUGCCUUUAUAGCACACUGAGCUAGUUAAUGACAAAUGAGCCAAUUCAAUUAAUCUACAUUACAAUACAACCUGUAUGGAAACCAUACCUGCUUAGUGAAAACUUGCAUUGUGACAAUCAUCAGUUUAUCAUACACUGUAGUUUCAUAGAAGGAUGAUACGUGAUGUACAGUUGUAGUUUAUGCAAUAAAUCAUGAACUUAACCAUGACUUGAGUUUAGCUUACUAAGGUAUUUAGUACCAAGGUAUUUAGUAGGUCAUGAGGGUUUCACAUCAUCCUCUAUUGUUUUUUAUUAUGGAACCAUAGCUACAUAUUGAAAUAAUAUUAUUCAGUGAGUAAUACUGAUGUAAAAUACAAGUUUAAAAAAUAACCUUAUCCACAUUACAUGUAAAAUGAUAUGCAAUCUGUAUGUGACAUAUCCUGUAUGAUUUGUACGUUUGAAUUGUUUUCCUGUUCUAUGUUCUGUAUGAGCCUUGUAGAGCUUUUGGUGACUGUGUACCCAUUUGCAAUAACGCCUUUGUUCCUGAUAAAAUACUAUUUAUUGAAGAUGAA